CUGUGUCUGUUGGACGUUGUCAAAAAAUCACCAUGAAGGCUGUUACGAUUGUUCUCCUGGCCGCCAUUGCCAUGGCUUCUGCGCAAGGCGUUAACAUAGUGGACAACCCCGGCCCCACUGCUGGACAAGUCAAUGUUGUGGAGCAACCAGGUGGAGCAGUCAGAACAGUUGGACAACCAAAUCAAGGAGUAGAUCCCGGCUUCUACUUACCAUCGGCUGGCAACGGCGGCAACAACGGUGAUAUCGUCAACCCGGACCCAGGCUUCUAUCAGGGUGGCAAUGCCAACCCCCAAAUCCAAAAUCCAGUCGAUCCAGGCUUCUACAUGCCUAUGCCUGGUAUAACAGACGGUUAUAACAACGAUGACGCCGGACGUACGUCCCACCUCCUACGGAAAUGUCAGGCCCCCGAAAUACCCCAACCCAGCUGCCCGCACUGGAAAUUAAAUCAACGGAUUCGAAGGAAUUUCUACACAAUACAGAGAUUAAUCCCAUGAAAAGUGCAAAUGGCAAACGGACAACUUAAUUUCGAUUUUUAACUUACACACCUACAUUUUUUAUGUAAAAUAAUGUUUAAGGUGGAAUAAACACCUAUUUUUGUAUCGAUUUUUUGUACAGUAAUACAAUAUUGUGACUGCAGCAUUUAUGAUUAUUAAAUGAUUAAAAUUGUCAUCCGGUGUA
Leguminivora glycinivorella is the source of this 678-nucleotide messenger RNA. RefSeq lists its product as uncharacterized. The record is from RefSeq and is a predicted model, not a curated record. The coding region runs from base 33 to 494 and encodes 153 amino acids. Lineage: Eukaryota; Metazoa; Arthropoda; Insecta; Lepidoptera; Tortricidae. The transcript has 12 exons.